Messenger RNA from Penicillium egyptiacum, 2538 nucleotides. The record is from the annotation of a GenBank genome assembly. NCBI's taxonomy places the organism in Eukaryota, Fungi, Ascomycota, Eurotiomycetes, Eurotiales, Aspergillaceae.
AUGACUUUUUUCAAACAACCCCUGUCUACGGAGUGGACGUUCAAGGACCGAGAUGACGAGACACCGGAUGCAUGGAUGCCCGUGCGGGCAGUGCCUUCCACGGUGCAGCAGGAUCUCAUGGCAAACAAGAAGCUCGAGGAUCCUUACCUAGGCUUGAACGAACUCAAGGCACGCUGGGUCAACGAGAAGACAUGGGUGUAUCGACACGUUUUUCAACGACCGGAAAUCCCUGCCGGUGCGACCGUGGCGCUGGUAUUUGACGGCCUAGACACUCUUGCCUCAGUCAGGCUCAACGGCGAGACAAUCCUCGAGUCGAGCAAUAUGUUCCUAGGCUACCGUCUGGAGAUCACAGAAGCCCUGGAGUCAACCAAGAGCACAAACGUGCUAGAGAUCGAAUUCGAUUGCGCCCUGCUCAAAGGAAUCGACCUUCGCAACAAAGACCCUGGUCAUAAAUGGUACGGCAUGUUUGGAGAUAUGGGCCGCUUAGCCGUGCGCAAGGCUCAAUACCAUUGGGGUUGGGAUUGGGGACCAGUCAUCAUGACGGCCGGUAUCUGGCGUGAGGUGCGACUGGAAGUCUACUCUGCACGAGUGGAAGACCUAUGGCCACAGACACACCUCGCUGCUGACCACAAGACGGCGAGUGUCACCGCAGUUGCUAAAGCGGAUGCGGUUAAUCCGGAAGGCUGCGUCGCUCGCUUCCAUUUGACUCUACGCGGACAUGAAAUCGCCCGCCAGGAUAUCCCUACAAGCGCCGAUAAAAAUGCCGAGGCUACUUUUGAGGUCAACAAUCCCGAACUGUGGUGGCCACAUGGCUACGGCUCGCAGACCUUGUAUGAAGUGUCAGUAUCACUCCUAUGCGAUGGAAACGAGCUACACCACGUGUCCAAGAAAUUCGGCAUUCGGUCCGCCGAGGUCGUUCAGCAACCGGAUAAACAUGGAAAAUCAUUCUUUUUCCGAAUCAACGGAGUGGACAUUUUCUGUGGAGGUUCUUGCUGGAUCCCUGCCGAUAGUCUGCUCCCUAGUAUCAGCGCAGAGCGAUACCGGAAAUGGAUCGAGCUAAUGGUGGCGGGUGGCCAGGUGAUGACAAGAGUAUGGGGCGGCGGGAUCUACGAAGACGAUGCUUUCUAUGAUGCUUGCGAUGAGCUUGGCGUGCUUGUAUGGCAAGACUUCAUGUUCGCUUGCGGCAACUACCCAGUAUGGCCUGAGCUACUAGAUUCCGUACGACAGGAGGCAGCCUUUAACAUACGCCGAUUGAGACAUCGUCCUUCAAUUGUGAUCUACGUUGGCAACAAUGAAGAUUAUCAAUUCCAGGAGCAGACGGGACUCACUUACAACUUCGAAGAUAAGGACCCGGAAAGUUGGUUGAAGUAUGACUUCCCAGCGCGCUACAUUUAUGAAAAGAUACUUCCAGAAGUGGUAUCAGAGUACUCGCCGAGUACUUUUUACCACCCGGGAAGCCCAUGGGGAGAUGGGAAACUCACGACCGAUCCUACCGUAGGAGAUAUACAUCAAUGGAAUGUGUGGCAUGGAACGCAGGAGAAAUAUCAGAUCUUUGACACAUUGGGAGGGCGCUUCAACAGUGAGUUUGGAAUGGUAGGCUUCCCGCACAUGUCGACAAUCGAGUACUUUGUGGAAAACGAGAAAGACAAGCACCCACAGUCACAAGUUAUGGACUUCCAUAACAAGGCUGAUGGCCACGAGAGGCGAUUGGCGACGUAUUUGGUGGAAAACCUACGCAUGGCUACCGACCUGGAGACAUACAUCUACCUCACACAGGUCAUCCAGGCCGAGACGAUGACGUUCGGAUAUCGUGGGUGGCGCCGCCAAUGGGGUGAUGAUCGAAAAUGUGGUGGAGCACUCCUAUGGCAAUUGAAUGACUGCUGGCCAACGAUCUCAUGGGCAAUUGUGGACUACUUCUUGCAGCCAAAGCCUGCGUAUUACACAGUUAAGCGCGCGAUGCAGCCGCUUACGAUCAGUGUACAGCGUGCCCAUCACGACUGGAGUGUGGUGCAUGCAGAACCCGCUAAACAGAGCAAGUACGAGGUGUGGGUUACUAGCAGCCGACAGGAUGUGCUACAUGGAACUGUUGAGCUACGAUUCCUAUCCGUGGAGACGGGAAGGGACCUGCGCGCCCCGGCUGUCUUUGAGAACGUGACUAUUUCGGCUAAUGGUACUUCGGAGAUAACAAGUGGGAUCAUUGAUCAUGCCACCCAGCCUGAGCCACAUGUUCUGGCCGCGCGGCUAUGGAUAAACGGUCAGAUUGUGGCCAGGGACGUUGACUGGCCACAGCCGUUGAAGUAUCUCGACUUUUCGGAUCGCGGACUGGAAGUGAAGUCGCAGCCAGGAGCUUCAGCCGGGCGACAGCUCCUUGCAAUUAGCUCAAGAAAACCGGUGAAAUGUCUUGUCUUUGAGGAGCGAGCAAAUGUGAGGAUCAGCGACAGCGCUAUAGAUAUUGUGCCGGGAGAUGAACAGAUAGUGGAGAUUACGGGUCUAAGCGACAGUGACCCACCGUUGGGCUAUCGUUACCUCGGUCAAUAG